AUGCAUUUUCUCUCCUCAUUGUUGGAGGCUGCGCCACAUCGUGCAAAUCGCACUUAUUUCUUGGAUUAUGGUAGUGCUACUCCUACUGGGUGUAGCUUUGGUGGCUUGCCCACCACCAUUUUCUGUUGGUCACUGGUUUCUCCUUGGUGGUUGUCGGCUUGCUAUGGUGGCGCGGCUUGUGACUGUAGGAUUGUGCGGCAGAUGUCUGUUAAUGGUGUUAGGGUUUCCUCAUGUUGUGUUGAGCUUUGUGGGCUUUUGCAUUUUGUGGGUUUUCUGCCUUGA
This is a messenger RNA of Prunus armeniaca (apricot), 282 nucleotides long. The record is from the annotation of a GenBank genome assembly. Lineage: Eukaryota; Viridiplantae; Streptophyta; Magnoliopsida; Rosales; Rosaceae.